Molecule: messenger RNA, 1219 nt
Organism: Gigantopelta aegis
Lineage: Eukaryota; Metazoa; Mollusca; Gastropoda; Neomphalida; Peltospiridae
Exons: 5
Coding region: 214-1176 (320 amino acids)
Molecular function (GO): carbohydrate binding
Source: RefSeq, a predicted model, not a curated record
UCACGUGUUUCGACUUCUACACAUGACACGUCAGCAUUGUUGUCUGCUAGAUUUUUCGUCGACAGUUGAACCACGAUUCCUGACUGACAUUUGCCUUGGCAACAACGACAACAACAAACCAAUAUAAAACAAAAAACAACAACAAACAAAAGAAAACAAAAAACCUACAUUUGUCAAAAAUUGUUAUAUUUUAAUUUUCAAAAUAACCUCAUAAUGAAGAUUUUCUCAGAAUUAGGUAUUCGCUCAUCACAUAUGUUCAUCAUCAUAGCCGCUGGAGUUCUUGUGGUAAAUGUUGAUUCUCAGAUAUGCGGACGGGCUCCUGUAAUCUAUAACAGAGUUUUUACCGACAAGGCGGUCGUGGAAGAUGCACUGGUUACCAAAACGGGGAUCGCCACUAAACUCGGUUGUCUCGAAGUUUGUGGAAGAAGUCUGGCCGUUGUCUGUACUGCAUUCGUCUUCAACAAACAACAACAGCAGUGCAAGAUCUACAAACACAGUUUAAACCAACUGACACAAGUCACCGAAACGGGAUCCGUGGGAUUCGCGAUAUUAGAAGAAGCGACAUGUCCUGCACCGCCGCCCCUGCCCAAUGGCACAGUGACCUACACUUCAGUUGUAAUAGGAAGCACUGCCACCUACAGCUGUGAUGCAGACUACCACUUUUUUGGACUCAGCCAGUCAAGUGUCUGUGAGACGACUCGAGCGUGGAAUGGCUUUAACGGUUCUUGUAGACAAGUGUUUUUCUACAACAUUACACCUCCUAGCGGUCCAACUCGGGACAUAUCUGUUCCUGGAUUAGUUACCGCAGGAUGGAAGAUAGAGGCAAUAGGAACGCCACUUGAUUCACCAAGAUUCUAUUUCAAUCUAAUGCACGACAAUAACAGAAUUAUAGCCUUUCAUAUGGACGUGCGAUUCAACUUUGGUGAUGUCAUAAACACCGUGGUUAUCAACUCCUUCACUGGAUAUUGGGGCAGAGAGGACUCUUACCAGCCAUCCUUUCCAUUCGCCCCAGAUCAACAAUUUAACCUGACUAUCCUAGUGACGGAUAAUGGAUUUGAACUGACCGUGGAUGGCCAGUGGCAUGCAACACGGGAACACAGUAUUAACGCAGCAGUGAUCACCGCUAUCAGAAUAGAUGAUGCCUGCAUUUAUCAGUCAGUUAAAAUGUUUUACUGAUUGCCAGAGAGAGGAAAUCCACAGACAGACAGAGAGAGACACA